CUUAUAUUCAUACUACAGAAAACAGUGAAGUUGCUCAAGGAUUAAUUCAAACAAAAUCAAAAUAUCCUGUUAAAAUUUGGUAUUAUGUACCUGAAGAUCUUGAAAACUGUCCAUAUAUUGUGAUUAUGUCACGAAAUAUUUAUAACCAUCUACCACUACUAUCUAAAAUACCUGUAGCGAUCCAAAAUGAUUUAAAAGAUAUAAUUGCAGAAGAGAAUAUUUUAGAUUUAACUGCUAGGAAAUUAAUUACUCGUACAUCGAUGCAACGAUUUCUUAAAGGAGUUCCACUUUCAGAAUUACAUCCAUCAUUAAAUAAUAGAUCAAAAAUUGAGCAUAUAAUUGCAACAAAACAUCAUGCUGAACAUCCAUAUAUCAAGAUAUUAUGA
Messenger RNA from Dentiscutata heterogama, 386 nucleotides. The record is from the annotation of a GenBank genome assembly. NCBI's taxonomy places the organism in Eukaryota, Fungi, Glomeromycota, Glomeromycetes, Diversisporales, Gigasporaceae.